Molecule: messenger RNA, 2373 nt
Organism: Oenanthe melanoleuca
Lineage: Eukaryota; Metazoa; Chordata; Aves; Passeriformes; Muscicapidae
Product: germinal center kinase 1-like
Exons: 15
Coding region: 1-2373 (790 amino acids)
Biological process (GO): intracellular signal transduction; regulation of actin cytoskeleton organization; regulation of MAPK cascade
Cellular component (GO): cytoplasm
Molecular function (GO): protein serine/threonine kinase activity; ATP binding
Source: RefSeq, a predicted model, not a curated record
AUGGGCGGAAGUGUCUGUGCGGGCCGGGAGCAGCGGCAGCGGCCGGAGCCGGGUGAGGCGGCGGCGGAGCUCGGAGGCGGCUCCAGGGCAGCAUCUCGGGGACGGGACAGCCACCUCUGUGCUACCCACAGGAACCGGGAUGAGCCAGCGUUGCUCCUGCCGAAGCCGCAGCGGGAAGGAGACCGCGGGCAGCCGCUCCCGCAGCGCCCUCAGUCCAGGGGGAACACGGGCCGGACACGGACACCGAAUCCGUACGCGAGAUCUCAGCGGUGCCGUGGCGAGGCCUCGCCCGAUGCCAGGAACCCCCAAAGCCGCUCUGUCCCUGCCCCCGGCAGCCGCACAGGGGACAGAAAAUGGAACCGAGAGUUCCUGAGUGGGGAUAAGGACCGGGAGAGAUCCCUCAGCAAACUCCGGCACAGGCACAAUAGACCCAGCCUGGGCACGCACUUGUGGGGCCUUCUUUCCUCCUCCAUCCAGCCGUGGCUUGGGAAUGACAAAUCCUGGUUUGAGGGGAAAAACAAGGGCACAAAAGCUGCAUCAGCACCUCCUCUGGCUGCCUCUGCUUCCAAAGAGGAAGAAGGCAGCAGUGAGCUUCCUGCUGCUCUGGGGGACGAGGGUGAACACCCCGUGCUCUGGGAAUACAACAGCAAGGCUCCUGCAGUGUGGGACAAGGACAGUGGAGAUCUCCCGGUGUGGGAGGAGGAGGGUGGAUGUCCCCUGGCAUGGGACGAGCACAGCCGAGCUCCCACGGUGUGGGAUGAGGGUGACGGACAUCUCCCUGUGUGGGACGAGGACAGAGGACAUCCUGUGGCUUGGGAAGAGGAGGGUGAACAUCUCCCAGCAUGGGAUGGGGAUGGUGAACGUCCCGUGGCUUGGAAAGAUGAUGGGGAACCUGCAGCAUUUUGGGAAGAGGAUGGAGAAACUGCAGCAUUUUCAUUUUGGGAAGAGGAUAGGGAACCUGCCUCUGCUUGGGAAGAGGACACUGAACCUCCCUCCGCUGCAGGAUCCUGGGCUGAACAUUGUGACAGCAGCACAGCCCUGCAGCCAGAGAGGAGAGGGGAGUGGUGCCUGGUGCAGCUGAGUACGUCUGUUCUGUUCUUGGGGCUGCAUUCUGGGAACAUCGUGAGCGUGGGGAAGCCUGCUGAGAAAUACCUGGAACUGGAGCAGAUUGGCCAGGGGGCUUUUGGAGCUGUUUAUAAAGGACUCAACAGGGCCACGGGAGGAGAGGUGGCCAUAAAGAAAAUGAGUAUUAGAGACCAGAACUGGGAACGAGCUGUGAAUGAGAUCCUGGUCCUGAAAGGCAAGAAGAACCCCAACAUUGUCCACUCUUUGGACAGCUUCCUUGUUGAUGAAGAUCUCUGGCUGGUGAUGGAAUACAUGGAUGGAGGAACUUUGCAGGACAUUGUCAGGCAGACACGCAUGGCUGAAGGAGAGAUUGCAGCUGUGAGUCGGGAGUGUCUGCAGGGCCUGGAUUUCCUCCAUUCCAACCAGGUGAUCCACAGAGAUCUGAAGAGCUCAAACAUCCUCCUGGGAAUUGAUGGCUCUGUCAAGCUGGCUGAUUUUGGCCUCUGCGCUCAGCUCAGCCCUGGGCAGGACCAGCGCAGCUCCAUGGUGGGCACUGCUCACUGGAUGGCCCCAGAAGUUGUGACCAGGUCUCCUUAUGGCCCCAAGGUGGACAUCUGGUCCUUGGGCAUCGUGACCAUUGAGAUGGUGGAAGGAGAACCUCCUUACUUCAAGCAAACAGAGGCUAUGGCUCGCGCUCUGAUCCGGCAGAACGGGACCCCGCAGCUGCAGGAGCCCCGGCGCCUGUCGGCUCUGCUGCGGGACUUCCUCGAGUGCAGCCUGGAGCCGGACGAGGAGCGGCGCUUCUCUGCCCAGGAGCUGCUGCAGGGUGAGGAGGGAAGUGACAGAGAGAUCGUGGCCUCUCUCUGCAUCCCCUGCUCUGGCUCGGGCUCCUGCCGGGUCUCCAGGUGGCUCCCGGCUCCAUCCCGGACUAACUCUCAGCUCCCACCGCCCUCAGCUCCUGCUCACCCCGAGCUCCCGGCGGCUCAGGGCAGCAGCGGUUCCUUGGCCCGAUGCCCGGGCCGGGCCCAGCGCGGGAGCCGCUCCUCAGGAACUGGGACGAGCCAGCGCUGUUCCGGCAGCGGCUCCUGCCGAGGCCGCAGCGAGAAGGAGACCGCGGGCAGCCGCUCCCGCAGCGGCCUCAGCCCAGGGGGAACACGGGCCGAGCACGGCACAACGAACCCGCCAGAGCCCCCUGCUGCCCCCUCAGCCCGCAGCGAGCCCCGAGCCCCCGCAGAACCGAGCGCGGCUCCGACCUGUGCUGGGGCCGCCUCCGAGCUCCGCCGCCGCCUCGCCGCUGGUUCCCAGUAA